Molecule: messenger RNA, 980 nt
Organism: Cantharellus anzutake
Lineage: Eukaryota; Fungi; Basidiomycota; Agaricomycetes; Cantharellales; Hydnaceae
Exons: 6
Coding region: 10-786 (258 amino acids)
Source: RefSeq, a predicted model, not a curated record
UUCGACUUGAUGCCUUCACGCUGUUUUGUCUGUCGAGUAAGAGGAAAGGGAUGUACCGAGUCCCCAGAUUCCCGACCUUGCGACCCAUGUAGCAGGAUGCGUGUUGAAUGCAUCGCCUGCCCAAUGGCGAUUCCUGGUGUUGUCAGGAGAUCGGCUAGGGCCCGGGAGUGUUUGCUUGAAGUUAAAAGGCUAGCUGAGCCUGGGCGUACAGGGAUUGCACGUCUCCCAAAGACUCGCAGGCUCCUUCUAGACCUGCAGCCUAUCCUCGGAGAUUCGACGAGCCAAAGCGCCGCUGAUGAAGGGGACCCCGCCCAGCCCACUGCCGCCUUGUCGAUCACAACCCCACCUGCUGAUGAGCCUCCCUAUCCAUUUCCAAUGGGGUCAUCUGUGCGUGAUGUCAACUUCAAUGAAGAAUCCCUGGAUCUCCGAGCACAAACCCUAUUCCCUCUUUCUGACCACGGUUCAGGGGAGGGGUUUACUUCCAUUGUUCCUACCCUUUCCAACAUGAUGCCAUCCUUCCCCCAAUUUUCCCCCGACUCCGAAAUGGCUUUCCCCCUCAACGAUACGAAUCCUAUGUUGUUGGGCACAUUUCAUCAUACCGCGAUCCCCGAUCAGACCGCCUGGCCUUCUAGGCCUGGUCCCUCUCACAUAGUUGCUCCACUACCGCCCAUUGUCGCACCCGAAAUUCUUGAUCGCUUACAGGACAGGCGGACAGAGAAUGAGGGCGUUGUCUUUUGGCUUCGAGGCCUGGCUCAGAGGCUGGGAUAUCGCCUUGUCCCUUUCUAACCCGAUGUGGGUAGUGGCAGAUCAACAGUGAACCGCACGCUAAGUUGAUUCCCCGCCCUCGAUUCGCCCCGAAUGUUCGCAAUUGCUGUGGUAACUUCAUUGGCUCCGUGUAGAAUCAGUGACCUUUCUCGCUUGUUUUGUCGACCUGUAGUUCGUGUUCGUUCCUAAUACAUCUUUUCUCGAGGAGCCCAAAA